Molecule: messenger RNA, 2413 nt
Organism: Styela clava
Lineage: Eukaryota; Metazoa; Chordata; Ascidiacea; Stolidobranchia; Styelidae
Source: RefSeq, a predicted model, not a curated record
AAAAAGUUUUCGAGCUAAUGCAUGAUUGGAAUCCCAUUUACCUCCUGAACAUUCUAGUUUUAUUACUGACACCAAAUGAAGAGCUUCAAAAAUAUGUUCCAAUCCUGGUGUGGGCAGCUAAAUUUUUAACUAAAGAAUCAGAGGACAACGACAACGACAACUACUGGGUAGAAUAUACGCUAUCAAUAUGUGGAAUGCUUGAGAAAUGUUAUGAUAUGGUUAACAUAAAAAUGAAAGUGAAAUGGGGGAGUGAGUAUUGCUCAUGUGGUGAACCAUUCCAACAGCCUAUGCAUUCGAAAUGUGGUCAUUUUUGUUGUAAAACUUGUUACAAGAACAAAAUCAUGAGCAGAGAUCCUAGAAAGUGUCUAACAUGUGACGACAAGCUAGAAGACAAUGACGUUUUUCCAGCAGUGCCAAGAAACGAAAUGAAUAAAUUAAAUCAAUUCAAAUCAAACUGCACUAGCUUCUUUAAAGAAUUUAUAAAAAGUGUAUGUAGCAUGAAAAUAUUUGAAAAAGGGUACGAUUUGGUGCGUCUCUUUUUCGAGUUAGUCUGUGAAGAAGAUUGGCAAUCUGAUGAGCUCGACGAAGAUGCUAAUGAUGCACAAUCUGAUGAUUCUGAUGGAAUUGAGCAUUUGGAAACUAUGGCUUUAGAUUUGGAUGUCAAUACAAAAAGUUUUAUAUUAUCCGAGCUAUUGAGGGAAUGCAAUACAAAAAACGAAAUAAAAGACAAAAUUGAGAAAAAAUUGAAAAACUUGAACAAAGAUAAACUUACAGACUUUGUGAGAGUUCUACUUUAUCUCAUGGAGCAAAAAGUGGAGUGCCAAACUGCCUGGGCCCAUUGUAACGAAUAUUUUCAAAAUUUCUGUGAAAUAAUUUUUCAGAAUGAGCAUGUACAAUAUAGCAUGGAAUUUUUGUCAGCGUUUGCAGCACUGAGACAAUCCAUGCGAGUCCUUGCUUUGAAAAUACAUCAGGCACGAUUACAUGGCGGAUUUGAAAAUACUGAAUUUAUGGGCCCUAUACAUGAAGUUACACAGAUGUUCAAAAGUCACGAAAUAUAUUCAAACUUGAAUUUAUUCUUAAUAAAAGUUGGAUGUCGCAAGUAUGGAAUAAGUUGGUUCAAACAGCUUUUGGGAUGUGAUGUAACGAAGGCACUGGUUCCUGUUUCUCUAGCUGAAGAGACUGAUGGCCAGUCUAUAUUUCUGGACAUAUUUUGGUCAGUGGUGUUAAGAUGGAAUGAACCAACUGGGGAUCAUUGUUCUAAUGAUCAUGCAGAAAGUGCUGCUAUUUCCCCCGAAAAUCUGGAUGAACGUGUCAAACUAGACCAUGAAUUACAAUCGAUACUAAACCAAAAUUCAAACAUUGGAAAAAUGUACUCAUACCUAAUUCAACUUCUGACACUGUCUGUUCAAGCCCUAGUCCAACAAAACUGCUAUCUCAUGGAUAUGCUAGAUAGUUUGGCAAAUGAUAAACCUUCAACAAGUAGUAUCAAAGCAGCAAAAAUAUUUGAAGAUACUGCAUAUGAAGUUCCGCAAGAAACAAUACUAUUUGUACAAGUUUUAAUAUUUUGUUGCCUACUCAUUGGCUAUACCAAAAACCCAAGAAAUGUAAAAAAGAUUCUGUCAGAUCCAGAUUCAAAAAUGGAUACCAGUGGCUAUUUGUUGCAAAAAUUGGAAGAUACUUUGAAGAAAUUUGUUGGAAAACAGGAUAUAAACGAUUUUAUUUUGUUCUUCUUCAGUCUUCUACACAGAAUAAUAGACACAAAAAAGGGCAUGGAAUCUCAAGAUCAUACUUGCUGGGCUACCGAUGUGGACAGAAAAAAAUGGAUUCAGGCAUUUCAUGUCCAAUACUUCCAAGAGAUUUUUCGAAAAUAAAGAGGGUUUAUUCCUACUGGCGAAAGAGACUUCCAAAAAAAUUUUGAUGCCUGUUUAUAAGAUGAUAAAUGAAGACUUACCACGACAAGAUUCAUUCCAGAAUGCAUUGGCAGAAUAUACAAUACCAUGCAGUAUUGAACAAGUGAAAAAAGAUAUGAAUUUUUCAGAUCAGGCAAGAACACUAAAAUAUAUCCUUGAGACGGAUAAUUUCGAAAUCACUGGAAAAGCUGGACCUGAUCAUAAAGUUUCAAAAUAUGCUAGUAAAAAGAUGCCAGUACAAAAAAUCUCUAAGUGAGUGCGAAAGAACAUGUAUUGGAGAUAUUUUACAUGAUGAAAAUGAGGAAAAAGUGCAAAAGAGUAUAUUUCCAUCUAUAACAAGUUACUUCCCUCAAUUUGUGAUGAGGCGGGGGAACUUUCUUCGGCAAGUUCAAUAUUAAAUUUCCUACCGUCCAACACUGAGGAGGGAGAAGGUGCAAAACAAAUUGUUCAACACAUGACAAAUAUCCCAAAACCAAGUUCUGGAAACCCAACAGGAUAAAAAU